AUGAAAGAUUCUGCUAUGUUGAAAGAUCAACCCACUGUUUUCCUAAAUUUUUCUGAGUCUGAGGAUUUUAAUUUGAGUUUGGAGAACAGUAAUAAUUCGAAGAUUUUGAAAAAUAAAAAAGAUGUCAUUAUUGAUGAAUAUCUACAAACCAUUGGACUAAUCAUCUUAUUAGUUUUAUUCUUUACUAUUGUUAUUGGUAAUUUGACUGUAUUGGGUGUGAUUUUCUCAAAAAAAAUCAAAACACAAAUGGAAAUAUUCAUCAUUAAUUUGGCUAUUACAGAUCUAUUUGUUGCUCUUGGUGGAAUUUUACCGGAAAUAAUUUGGAAUAUUACAAUUGUAUUUUAUGCACCAACAUUUGUUUGUAAACUGGUGAAGUAUAUGUCUACUACCAUAACAUAUGGAAGCUCUUUCGCCUUGAUAGCGUUGAGUAUCGAUCGUGCAGAGGCUGUUUGUAGACCGCUUAGAGCAACAUCGUCCAAAUUCAGUAAAAAAACACAUGCUCUCAUGUUAAUCGGAUCUGCAUGGUUAGCUGCAAUGGUAUGCGGUAUACCUACAGCAUUUCUAGCACAAAAGGUUUAUGAGGGGACACAGUAUGAAAACUGUCGAUUCGACUUUAGCAGAAUCAGCCCACAAGCCUACCUAACCUCGAUAGCAAUGUCAGUUUUUGUCAUACCAGCGUUUAUUAUAGCUACCUGUCAUAUUAUCAUUGUGAUUAAGAUCUGGCGUGCAUCAAAAUCUCGAAAAUUCAGAAUCAACGAUCUACCAGAUUUGCGUCAAAAGCAAUCUCAGGAAAAGCAUCCAAGUAACCCGCUUUCUGUAACUACAAUUUCUAUAUCAAACAAGAAGAUAAGUGAAUUGUCGCUUGAGAAAAAGAGUCUGCGAAUUGGACUAUCUAGACGCAUCAAUCGUAAACAUGUACAUUCGAGUUGUAUAUCCCGUGCUAAAGUGAAAACAGUUAAAAUGACUUGUCUAAUAGUCUCAACUUAUGUGAUUUGUUGGUGUCCAUUUAUGGUAUGGAACUUACUGGUUACGUAUGGAUAUAUGAAACGUUGUGCUCCUUAUUUGAUGAAAUAUUCACCAAUCAUUCAACAUUUGGUACCACUUAACUCAACAGUAAAUCCUGCAAUAUUUUGGAUAUUCAAUGCAGAAAACUUCAUUCAGAGACGAAGAAGGACAACUGGAAUAGUUGUGACAGAUGCUACGAAAUUUUGA
Molecule: messenger RNA, 1212 nt
Organism: Schistosoma turkestanicum
Lineage: Eukaryota; Metazoa; Platyhelminthes; Trematoda; Strigeidida; Schistosomatidae
Source: the annotation of a GenBank genome assembly